GCGCAAACCAUCGACACGUCUCCUCGAAACACAUGCACAUAUUGUUUGCGCAAAGUUCUUGACAAACCGCAAUCGUCACCAUCCCGGUCCCGCAGCGGCUCUGCUUGCCACGAGUUUCGUGUGCCAAACUCUGAACCUCCCGUCUCGUCAUAUUUUGGGGGCCACUUCGAACGAUCGGCGAGCACACUCCUUGCACUCUGGACAGCGACCACGCGAUUUGCGUGAAGAGUAGAGCGCAUACUAUCAUCGAAUUAUUCGCGAAUCUAGCUACUGUAACCGCGACAAUUGUCCCCAGUGGACUCGACACCGAGUACAUCCCCGCAACACGACUCGGCCUUUCUCCCCUGCAACGUCGAUAAGUGCAUAAACCAGUGCGAGCAUACUGUACCGACGAAGAAUAGAUCCAAGAGCCUGGGAAAGCGCAGCUGUGGCGUAGUAUACUUCAGCGCACCACGGCGCCGGCCGUGUGGCCACGGUAGUAGAAGGGAAGGAGAAGCCACGAGUACACUACGUGGCCAGGAGUUGAGGCAGGAGGAAUCGUUGAACUCAGGACAGAGCGUUCUGCGGCCAGCGUGCCAGAGGUUGCGCUGUACGCAGCCAAGUCGGAUGCGGUCUCCAUCUUGCGAUGGAUCCGCAAAGCCAGUCUUUUACCCCGUCGUUCAACAUCAAUAACAACGGCAAUACUACGGGCAUCAUUGGCGGUAGCAACGGUGAUCACUGGAGGGUUCAAAACGAUCUGCUCCGUGUACAGCAAAUCCAGGCGGAACACGCCGAGAGGAUAGCGAGGCUGGAGAGGAAACAGGACGACGAUGCUCGGAUGAAGAGCGUAUGGGGGAACCAGUCGCCUUUUCCGAGUGUGCUGAGUGGGACGCCGCAACACGGGCCGCUCCAGCAACCUGCUGCAGAUCGUUUCGCAGGUUUCGACGACGAGGCCAACAACCUCAUGAGCAGCCUCCACUUGGAUGCCGAAGAGGAGCCUCGAAGCAGAGCCCUGGGCGCUACUUCGAGGGCGAACAGUGUACGAUUCGAUGAGAGCGCGAAUCAGAACCACUUUUCGCAUUCUUCGAGGCCUUCUAUGGAUUUCUUCUCUAGGACAGGGAGCGGAUUAGGAGGAUUGCAGAUGACCGAGCGGACUUCGUCACAUAAGUCGGAAGGACGUGCCAGCUCGGUGCACUCAAUGCGCUCUGCAGCUUCCGGUCGUGCAAGUAGCCUCAACUUGGAUACUGCUGCUUAUGGACUGGAUUCUGCACGAUCGCCCUCUGAAGCACCAGGCCUGGCUCCGGGGCUUCUACUGUUAGGCGCUGUUCCUGCUAUCAUACGGUGUUGGAUGAACACGAACUUCAAGCAUGAUGCUUUGCUCUAUGCUGCAGUGUGUACAGGAUCAUACAAAUCAUUUCUGGAUUUGCGACUCAUUCAAAAGUUGGGAUUCGAGGAUGUCAUCGUUGCUCAUGAGGAAGGCUAUCGGACAGUGGAGCUACCUAUCUACUUUCCAGAGGCUGUGCCUCACCCUGCUUCUUCCAGGUCGAGCAGUCCUGCGCCACAGCUACCUUCGCUCCGGGUCGACUUUCGCGUGAUCGAACAAGUGACACAAGACGACAACGACAAGUCAAUACAGAUCUUCAUCGGAAGCGAUGUUCUUCGUGCACACAACGCGGAUAUUCUAUUCUCAUCCAACAGCAUGACACUGUAUGAUGACGAGCGAAGUAAGCUGAGCAUACCACUGUCACGGCCCGAAAACGAAGCCGCCUUCAAUUCACUGCAUGUUCUCAGCGGAUCGCUACCCGGAGCCGGCGUGAACGCUUCAAAAGCACGAGUUGUGACACCUGAGCGGCCCCCGUACCUCAAUGGGCUGGGGCGUGGUAGCAGCACGGCUUCUGUGUCGUCCGCGGCAGCGAGUCCGCCGCCCGGCAAAUACAGACCUCCCGGCAUUGUAGCAGCCGAAACAGGCGCCACGGACUUGACCAAAUCUGGCACAACUGGCUCCGACUCAGAUUCGCGCCCUGGCCUUCCUGCUCGCCCUUCCUUGGCGAUGCUUAACACCAAGACUGAUCGAGAAGAUCCGUCUUCAGACUCAGGCGGCACUUCGACGACUACUGGCAAAUCUACUGUGGCUACUCCUGCCAUCUGGAGCAGUUGGCGCCGUGAUGGGUCGACUUCAGCUUCGGCCGCUCCCUCGUCAUCAGCCGGUGGGUCCCUCGACUGGGCCAACGCAGGUAAGAACCGCGAGCUCGUAUACCAACGCAAAGACACAGGCAUCAAAGUCUUGAAACCGAAGACCGCAUCGAGGACGGUAUCUGCUGCCAAUGCCCCUAUCCCGUCGUCUUCUUCCGGCACAGCGAGUCCUGCACCUGUCACUGAGAGCAGUAAGAGCCGCUUCUUUGACGAAGGCAGACGGAUCAGCACUGCCAUUGGUAAUGAGAGACUCACGAGGGAGAAUACGAAGGAGAACUCGGGCGCUUUGGCGACGCCCACGACGCCUGGAGGGAGUACGGUGAAGACGAAAGCGAAUCCUAUAGGAGGGGCUUCGGCUUUUUCUUGGUUGGGGAAGUAGGUGUGCUUGUUGAACAUCCAUUGUCCGGACGGUUCAGCUGUGUGUAUGGGUUCUUUGGAAGCGUACGUAUGUUGACAGCUCGCUUUGCUAGUCGCACGUUUGGCAGCUGUUGGAAUGCAUGAUGACAGUCCUGCAGUGGGAAUCUUCCUCUCGUUGCGUGUUGGGUUUGGAGAAUGAGAGUAUGCUCAGGGCUUCACAUUCAUGCUGACGUGCUGUGGUAGGAUGUGUG
Cercospora beticola is the source of this 2780-nucleotide messenger RNA. RefSeq lists its product as uncharacterized. Lineage: Eukaryota; Fungi; Ascomycota; Dothideomycetes; Mycosphaerellales; Mycosphaerellaceae. The record is from RefSeq and is a predicted model, not a curated record.